UUGCAGCGGAUUCUUUCUGGCAUUACUAGUGGAAUCGCUCCUGUCGCUGAUGCAUGGCAGAAUGAAGAGUUAGCUGGAAGUGUUGAUCCGAACACUGUUCUUUUAGAAGAUGGUCAGCUUGGUAAUUAUGAACCUAAAGAGCCAGAAGUGCCUUCUAACCAGCCAGGUGAAGGCGGUUUACCAGUUGUGGUGUCUGAUGAUGCUGGUAUGAGAGAAUCGAAACGGGCUGAUCAGGAGUACGGUUUCAACACCUAUGUCAGUGACAUGAUAUCACUGAACCGCACUAUUCCCGACAUAAGAAUGGAAGAAUGUAAACACUGGAAUUACCCAGAAAGCCUUCCAUCAGUGUCGGUAAUCAUUGUAUUCCACAACGAAGGAUGGACACCGCUACUGAGAACGGUGCAUUCUGUGCUUCUUCGAUCGCCUCCGAACCUCUUAAAAGAGAUUGUGAUGGUCGACGAUUACUCUGACAAAGAACAUCUGGAAGAUAAAUUGGAGAAGUACAUUAAGCGAUUCAACGGCAAGGUAAGACUGGUUCGUACAGAUGAUCGUGAGGGACUUAUUCGAGCUCGAACCAUUGGUGCUAAGCAUGCUACUGCAGAUACUAUCAUAUUUCUUGAUGCUCACUGCGAAGUUAACGUGAACUGGUUGCCUCCCCUUCUUGCCCCAAUUAAACAUAAUAGACGGGUUAUGACAGUACCGGUCAUUGAUGGCAUAGAUGCUAAUACCUGGGAAUAUCGAAGUGUUUAUGGUGAAGUGGAUCGACAUUUUAGGUAUUGCCUUCCUAUAUUUUUUUGUUUGAUUGGUACAGAUAUGUGUUUCAGUUCCCCAACUCAUGCAGGAGGCCUUUUCGCCAUUGACAGGUUGUGGUUCCAUGAACUAGGUUAUUAUGAUGAAGGACUCCAAAUUUGGGGAGGAGAACAAUACGAACUUAGCUUUAAGAUCUGGCAGUGUGGCGGUGGUAUACUGUUUGUACCUUGCUCUCAUGUUGGUCAUGUUUAUAGAUCGCAUAUGCCUUAUACCUUUGGUAAACUUUCUGGAAAACCGAUCAUUUCGACAAAUAUGUUAAGAGUUGUUAGGACGUGGAUGGACGAAUACGAGCAAUAUUACUUCAUUCGUGAGCCUCAAGCUCUGCACGUAGAUCCGGGAGAUUUAAGUGUCCAAUUUGCUCUCAAAAAGCGUUUGCAUUGUAAAUCAUUCAAAUGGUAUAUGGAGAAUGUAGCGUAUGAUGUGUUAUCCCAUUAUCCAUUCCCACCAAAAAAUAAAGUGUGGGGUGAAGCGCGCAAUCAUCAUACAGGGAAAUGCCUCGAUCGGAUGGGUGGAAUUCCAGGUCCAUUAGGUGCAAAUGCUUGUCACGGGUUCGGUGGAAACCAGCUUCUUCGGCUGAAUGUAGAGGGCCAACUAACACAGGGAGAAUGGUGUUUGACCCCUAAAGGGAUCCAUGUUCAAGCUAAUCAUUGUGUCAAAGGCACUGUAAAUGGCCCAUGGGAUACCGGUCUCAUAGUACACAGACAUACACGCCAAUGCCUCACCGUAGAUAAACCGAACCCGGGCGAUCUCACCCUAACCCGUUGUGAUGCGGAAAACCCGUUACAGAAGUUUGAAUGGAAAGAAUUCUACCAAUAA
Molecule: messenger RNA, 1626 nt
Organism: Angiostrongylus costaricensis
Lineage: Eukaryota; Metazoa; Nematoda; Chromadorea; Rhabditida; Metastrongylidae
Source: the annotation of a GenBank genome assembly